Desarmillaria tabescens is the source of this 663-nucleotide messenger RNA. RefSeq lists its product as uncharacterized. The record is from RefSeq and is a predicted model, not a curated record. NCBI's taxonomy places the organism in Eukaryota, Fungi, Basidiomycota, Agaricomycetes, Agaricales, Physalacriaceae. The transcript has 3 exons. Bases 231 to 614 code for a protein of 127 amino acids.
GUUCAAAAUACCAAAACGUGGUGCAUCAGUAACUUCCCGAUAUAUAUGCCUAGGCUUGGCUGGCUAGACAGGGCGCGUGUUUUUUGGACUUGACAGGGGAGGGUUAGGGCAAACGCGUUCGAGUCAUAUAAAUACCUCGUCUUCUUCGUUUGUUGGAUUCCAGCUUCAAGCUACCCAGUUCGCGUCUUAUCCUCACCCCCUCUCUCUGCUCGUCGCACGCCUCUAUCACUAUGUGCUUCAUCAGCUACACCUCCAACCGCUACAAGCUCUGCGGAAAACUCAUCUCGUCCUCGAAGCAGAUUACGCGCUGCAGAGAGUACACCGCCUGGAUGAAGGCCGUCGAGGCUGGGAUGGCCUCUAUCACCGAUGUUCCCUACCAUUGCGACCCACGCGUUAUUCCACCCCACAACAAUCCCCUUUCUGCGCCCGGGAGGUGCAGACCUGAUUGCCCAUAUGGCAGGACCCGCCCUCGUGCUGAUCAAGUUGGGCUAUUUUUGCAUGCGCUAGUCGUUUGCUGGCUGGUCUACUUGUGUCCUAGGCGUUUCUUUUUACUUAUGAUUUUGAUAAUCAUCCCCCCCUUUGCUCUGGCCUGCUUUCUCGAGUUAUUGGAAUAACUAAAACAGCUUACUUAUACACGCAUAGUAACAAUACUUCUGUACCUAC